GUGUUUCUUUUGCAAUUCUGGAGUUAGGAGUGACCAGAGAUGGAAAGGGUCGAAAAACUUUUGUUUGGCAAUUAAUUAUUCAUUUGUUUAAAAUUGUAUAGACCAAUGUGCGGGCGCACUUGCCUAACCCUAGAUCCCGAUCAGGUGAUUUGUGCCUGUAAAUAUCCAAAGAAAACUAUCAAAAAGGAGCCUGACUCCCAAGGCAAGGACAAACUAAAGGAUGGGGAAGGAGCAGUCAUGGAGACACCCGAGUGGCGGCCGGAAUUCAAUCUCGGAAGACGCUACCAGCCCUCCUAUAAUAUUGCACCCACCGAUAUAACGCCGGUUAUCGUGUCCGCAGCUCAUUUCUCGGAUGCCGAGGAUCAGAAGUGCUCCCGAGUGGUUAUGCCUAUGAUGUGGGGCAUGAUCCCCUUUUGGCACAAGGGCGACUACCGGCGACAUGGCCUGACCACCAACAACUGCCGGCUGGAGCACCUGAUGGACUCCAAGCUUUAUCGUGGUCCCUUCAAGCGCGGACAGCGCUGUGUGGUCAUCUGCGAGGGAUUCUACGAGUGGCAGACGACCGGUCCUACGAAAAAGCCGUCCGAGCGAGAAGCUUACCUAGUGUUCGUACCCCAGAAGGGCGACGCGAAGAUCUACGAAAAGCCCCAGGACGUGAACUUGCUGCGCAUGGCCGGACUCUUCGACGUGUGGGAGGACGAAAGCGGCGACAAGAUGUACAGCUACAGUAUUAUCACCUUCCAAUCUAGUAAAAUCAUGUCCUGGAUGCACUAUCGCAUGCCCGCGAUCCUCGAAACUGAUGAGCAGAUGAAUAACUGGCUGGAUUUUAAGCGAGUGAGCGACGCGGAAGCCUUAGCCACUUUGCGUCCUGCUACUGAGCUCAAGUGGUACCGUGUGGCCAAGCUGGUGAACAAUUCGCGGAACAAGAGCGAGGAGUGCAACAAGCCCAUCGAAUUGGCUGCCAAACCAGAAAAGCCGGCGAUGAACAAAACGAUGAUGGCCUGGCUAAAUGUGCCUAAAAAACGGGUCGAUCAAGCCAAGGCGGAGCCAAAUGACCCCAGCGAUGAUGAGAAGCAGGAAAGAGAGGUACAAGGCAAACGCAGGACCUCCCCAGAUGGGGGCACCAUCGACAGUCCAGCAAAGAGGCCCAGAUUCAGGCAUUGCAAUGGGGCAGUAGAAGUGAAAUCAACCGAAACAUAGACAUCGCAGAUCAUUAAACUUCCUUAGUUGUAGUACAUUAAGUUUAUUCUCAUUAAAAACCGAAAUACUCUUUUUCAAUA
Molecule: messenger RNA, 1280 nt
Organism: Drosophila rhopaloa
Lineage: Eukaryota; Metazoa; Arthropoda; Insecta; Diptera; Drosophilidae
Product: abasic site processing protein HMCES
Exons: 4
Coding region: 106-1200 (364 amino acids)
Biological process (GO): DNA damage response
Molecular function (GO): single-stranded DNA binding
Source: RefSeq, a predicted model, not a curated record